CCUCAUUUCGAAAUUUUCAAAGUGUGAAAAGACACGCAAUGUUGUCUGCGACGAGGGUCCAAGGACCCUGUCUCCAAUGUAGACUUCGACUUUUAAGCAUAUUUGAAAGCGACCUCGUUAGUUUGCGUCCCGACCCCUCGCGAAGUUUGCGUCGAUCGACAUCCUCCAACGUUCGAGCUCUACCGUCAAAUAGAAGAAGCAAUGCGCGCUUCUUCACGACAACCAACCGCAAAAGCCAAGAAGCAAAGCCCUCCAAACCAGUGGCAAACCUAACCGAAAUAGAGAUUACCGUACGGCAGGCGAGGCAUACAUUUGGCGAUACGUUACCGAAAGGGUACUUGAAUGAGGAGGAAUACAAGCUAUAUGAGCGUCUGUAUGGCGCACCUCUGCGAGAGACACGGCCUGAGGAUGUCGGAAUACCAACUUCUGAAUUUACUCCUGAGGACUUGUCACGCGACCCAUCUCAGAGGGUACUACUACGAGAAUCAGAUGAGGGGCAAUUAGAGGAAAUAGUCUACGAGACCAAUGUCCCUGCCCCCCCACCUGAAGACUCACAAGAGGUGUCGGAUUUACCUCUAGAAGUCCCGGAGACUUCAGAGGGUUUGCCAUCCGGCGCUGGGAUAAGCCACAUAAACGCUGUGGCUAAAAGUGAAAGAGAAUAUAACGCUCUCCUAAAGCUACAGAAAGAUUUUGAAAAUGCUAUGUUACGCCCAACUGAGGAAGAUGAAAUUGAUGAGGAAGAGCCCAUAGAGGAAGAAGAAUGGGAAGAGGAGCGCGAACCAGAUGCUAGCUUCGAGCCCGUGGCUCACCGAACUCACGAUUACACAAAAAUGGGCCAAUGGAGGACUUAUCCCUCGACACUUCAGCUUCCGAAAGCGGAUUUCGUCAAUCCUAUUAGUAAAUUACUCGACCGAACAGACAUCAAGCAUGUUAAAGAUGCGGCGGAGAAAGCUUUCGGCGGCUCUGGGCUGCCAUAUUCGGUUGCUACUCCCGAAGGGAAGAAAAACAUGCCACAAAAACCGGUGGCUAUUGAGGCGGGCCGUCACAAGAUGAGUGAUAUCGAUGCUGAUGCUUACAUCGCGACGAACCUACCGGGAAUGUAUGCGUCCGUCAUGAGCAUAUUAGUCGAAGUUCGAAAACGGCUGGGCUCGGAUUGGGUUUCAAAACUCAUUUCUAGAGGCAAUGGUGAAGGUCCCCGCGUGCUCGAUGUGGGCGCUGGUGGUGCUGGUUUGGCAGCUUGGCAACAAGUUUUACAGGUCGAAUGGGAGCUCAUGUCAAACGGUGGUAAAAAGCCUAAACACGAUGCACCAGGGAAGAAAACGGUCGUGGUCGGAUCUGAUAGAUUACGUCAACGAAUAUCACGAUUUCUUCACAACACAACAUUUCUCCCACGAUUACCUAAUUAUUUACAUUCCGGUGGCAACCCCGACUUGUUAGAUGCAGGUGACCAGGCUUUACCAAGAAAGACGUUCGACAUCAUCAUCGCCUCACAUUUGCUGAUGCCUCUCAAAGAAGGAUUUAAACGCAAAGCUCUGCUAGAUAACCUAUGGGAAAUGCUAUCGCCUGAGGGCGGUGUUCUCAUUGUUAUGGAAAAAGGCCAUCCCCGUGGCUUCGAAGCAGUGGCAGAUGUCCGUUCCCGAUUACUAAAUGAGUUCAUCGUUUCGGCCUCUUCUGACCCUCAACCCGAGGCGAUUGAGCCCGAGACGCAGCGAGUUCGUGAGCCCGGCAUGAUCAUCGCCCCCUGCACUAAUCAUAAGGAAUGUCCUAUGUACUUAACGCCUGGACUUAGUAGUGGACGAAAAGAUUUCUGCCACUUCAGUCAGCGCUUCAUCCGCCCACCCUUUCUUCAAAAGGUGCUCGGGGCUAUACAUCGCAACCAUGAAGAUAUCGACUUUAGUUUCGUUGCUAUCCAGCGCGGUAACCUACCAGAUAUGGAACCAAUCGUCGUUCCGGACCAAGGCAAACAGGCGGCUGAUAGCGCUUUCAAGGGCUACGAAAACGCUCCCGAGCAACCAAAUCCGUUGUCACUUCCUAGGAAUAUCCUCCCCCCUCUCAAGCGACGCGGCCAUGUGACGCUCGAUUUGUGUACACCUACUGGAAAGAUUGAGAGAUGGACAGUUCCCAAGAGUUUCAGUAAACUUGCAUACCAUGACGCGCGCAAGACACAGUGGGGAGAUCUAUGGGCUUUAGGUGCUAAGACGAGAGUUUCGAGAUCUAUUCGACUGGGACGAGGAGGUGCAACACCUAACGAUGGUGGUGUACGAGCUCGUGCUGCUCAGCAAGGGAAUAAGCCGAAGGUUAUUAGCCUCAAUGCUGAUUCAAGUGGUAUUUACAGCGCGCAAGAGAAGGUUAGUAAGCGUGGCGGACCUACUGGUAGGAGACCGAAGGGCAAGAAGAGACAGCAGGCGGAGGAUAUUCUGCAGGAACUUAGGGACGAGGGAUUUAUGUGAUCACGUUGGUCUAUAAUGGGAAAUAUUGUAUAGGAUUCAUCGAGAUUUGUAUAGUAAUGUGCUCUACGAUGAAUGGUCGUAUGAACUGCCUGGAAAUGUACACACGAAGAAAAUCUACAAUCUACGAAUAUAUGACUAAGACUCAAAUACCGAGAUAUACACGAAAUACUUCCAUUCUAA
Molecule: messenger RNA, 2630 nt
Organism: Hypoxylon trugodes
Lineage: Eukaryota; Fungi; Ascomycota; Sordariomycetes; Xylariales; Hypoxylaceae
Product: Rsm22-domain-containing protein
Exons: 1
Coding region: 39-2450 (803 amino acids)
Biological process (GO): translation
Cellular component (GO): mitochondrial small ribosomal subunit
Molecular function (GO): structural constituent of ribosome; methyltransferase activity
Source: RefSeq, a predicted model, not a curated record